ACGUGUAUGCUGAAGAGUCUUAAACUCUUCAGCUUCUUCUAUGCUCGUCCUCAUCUCUUUUUCUUCAUUUCUCUUUGCUCUGCAGUGUUUAUUUUCUUCUUCUUCUCUUCUUCUGCUUUCAUUUUCUUCUUCUUCUCUUCUUUUGCUUUGGUGCAAUAUUCCUCUUCUCCAACAUCCCCCCUCAAGUUGGAGGGGAGUGUGAGCACCUUCAACUUGCGCAGGAUCGCCCGAUGAGAAACCCCAGAAAGGGGUUUAGUGAAGAGAUCGGCGAGUUGAUCUUUGGAAGGAACAAAUGAUAGUGAAAUCAAACCAGAGUGAAACUGUUGGCGCACAAAAUGACAAUCGAGCUCAACAUGUUUGGUGCGCUCAUGGAAGACCGGGUUUCGAGCUAUAUGGAGGGCUGCUUGACUGUCUGAGUGUAGCGGAAUCGGAAGGGAAAUCGGAGCAGAAAGAUCUUCAAGAAGGCGAACUAACCAAGAGGCCCAGUCCGCAUCGCAAAAAGCCAGUAAGGAAAAUGAUGGAUCGGAAGAAAGUAGGAUGCCUUGAGCUGGAUCUGUGUUCAGGUAGCGUAAAACGCGUAAGGCAGCCGAGAAAUGGGAUAAACAGGGUGGUUGCAUGUAUUGACUCAGAGCAAGAACAGCAAAGCAUAGAUCUGGGCGAGUGUUGGUCAAAUAGUUCAACUUUCCAACCAAGCGGCGAUAAGGAGUGGGAUUAUCCAAGCGAGGACUGUCGUCUGCUCGAAGCUUGAAGGAGGGAUCCAGCGGAGAAGUGACUGAAGGCAGAUGAGAGACAUCGAAUUCAUGAAGAAGGUCCAUGGUAAACUGGCGUUGAUUUACAAUAAAACCUUGAUCUUCUCUCAAA
Molecule: messenger RNA, 861 nt
Organism: Solanum dulcamara
Lineage: Eukaryota; Viridiplantae; Streptophyta; Magnoliopsida; Solanales; Solanaceae
Exons: 2
Coding region: 293-748 (151 amino acids)
Source: RefSeq, a predicted model, not a curated record